CCCUUCCCCUCUUAUCUUUUCAUUGAACAUUAGAAGAAAAAAAAUGGAGCACCCAGUCCAAGAGAUCUCGUCCGUCAUCAAAGGCCUCACACAAGGAUCGCCAGCUGAACAGAAGCACGUCUUGGAGACAUAUUUCACUACGGACGCUGCCUUCCAGCACCCUUUUUGUCACGUUCCCAGCUUCUCGAACGUCUCAGUCCCUCUGGUUGGGGUUGUCGACUCAAGAUGGGUUAUCUGGAUGAUUUAUCGGUGGUAUAAAAUUCUCAGUCCAAGGAUUGCACUCAAGGUUCAUGCUGCUGUACUUGAUCAGAGGCAACAAAUCCUUUACGUCCAGAUAUCGCAGGUCUUCUCUCUUUGGUUUGUUCCGUUUUACAAAUCGCACGUCCAACUCGUUUCUGCACUGCAUCUAUCUCGAACCUCGGACGACAGCAAAUACUACAUCCACAAGCAAGAGGAUCUUUAUCAAGUCAACGAGUUUGUCAAGUUUGUAUGGCCGUACGGAGAUAUUGUCUUGACCAUAUGGCAAUGCUUUAUGGCUCUCCUUUGUGUCGUUGGGGCAUUACUGCUUGCGCCGUUGACUUGGGCAGGGGAAAUGAUCGCGCAGAAAAAAUAGUUCUGCUACCUAAAGGAGAUAGUAUUGCGUAUAAAACCCGCUCCCCUAAUAAACGCAGUAGAUUCACG
This is a messenger RNA of Gamsiella multidivaricata, 681 nucleotides long. RefSeq lists its product as uncharacterized. The coding region runs from base 44 to 613 and encodes 189 amino acids. The transcript has 3 exons. NCBI's taxonomy places the organism in Eukaryota, Fungi, Mortierellomycota, Mortierellomycetes, Mortierellales, Mortierellaceae. The record is from RefSeq and is a predicted model, not a curated record.